This is a messenger RNA of Periconia digitata, 2499 nucleotides long. Lineage: Eukaryota; Fungi; Ascomycota; Dothideomycetes; Pleosporales; Periconiaceae. The record is from the annotation of a GenBank genome assembly.
AUGGAGAUACGCCGGCCGCCCAACUCUGACUUGCCUCUUGUCACGGGACCGUCAUGUAUCGCCGAGCUCGAGGUGCUCUUCCCGUACCCACGGGUAUAUCCAGAGCAAUAUGCCUACAUGUGCGAUCUCAAGCGGACCCUGGACGCGGGCGGCCACUGUGUUCUUGAGAUGCCUUCGGGCACGGGUAAAACCGUGUCUCUCUUGUCGCUGAUUGUGGCUUAUCAGCUCUCUUCCGCUGAAAAGAGGAAGCUCAUUUAUUGCUCUCGUACCAUGUCCGAGAUUGAGAAGGCCCUUGCCGAGCUGAGAGGCCUUAUGAAGUACCGUACCCAAGAGCUGGGAUAUGAGGAAGAGUUCAGAGGCCUUGGACUGACCAGUCGAAAGAACUUGUGUUUACAUCCGACAGUCAAGCGUGAGAAGAGUGGCACCAUUGUCGAUGCAAAAUGCCGUAGCUUGACCGCGGGUUUUGUCAAGGAGAAGAAAGAGCGUGGUGAAGAUGUCGAAAUUUGCGUUUACCACGAUAACCUCGAUUUAUUAGAACCACACAACUUAAUACCGCCGGGUGUGUGGACAUUCGACGGCAUGCUCAAGUAUGGAGAGCAGCACAAGCAAUGCCCUUACUUCACAGCUCGUCGGAUGAUGCCCUAUUGUGAUGUUAUCAUCUACUCCUACCACUAUCUGCUUGAUCCCAAGAUUGCAGAUCGCGUGUCCAAGGAACUAUCCAAAGACUGCAUUGUAGUAUUUGACGAAGCCCACAAUAUCGACAACGUGUGCAUUGAAUCGCUGAGCAUAGACCUCACGGAGGAUGCCUUGCGUAAAGCGACCCGCGGGGCUAACAACCUGGAGCGCAAAAUCACAGAGAUGAAGAGUACAGACGCAGAAAAGCUGCAGAAUGAGUAUGCCAAGCUAGUAGAGGGAUUGCGGGCGGCAGAUGAAGCAAGAGACGAAAAUGCCUUCAUGUCAAAUCCAGCCCUGCCAGAUGAUCUUCUUACAGAAGCCGUGCCGGGAAACAUAAGACGAGCAGAGCACUUUGUUGCCUUCUUGAAGCGCUUCGUCGAAUAUUUGAAAACACGAAUGAAAGUCCUUCACGUCAUCUCCGAAACCCCGCCGUCUUUCCUCUCCCAUCUCAAAGAACUCACCUUCAUCGAGCGUAAGCCACUGCGCUUCUGUGCCGAACGACUGACAUCCCUGGUCCGCACCUUGGAACUCACAAACAUCGAAGACUACCAACCUCUCCAAGAAGUGGCUACUUUCGCCACACUCAUAGCGACGUACGAGACGGGCUUCCUCCUCAUUCUCGAACCCUUCGAGUCCGCGACCGCCACGGUCCCUAACCCCAUCCUGCACUUCACAUGCCUCGAUGCCGCCAUCGCUAUCAAACCGGUCUUCGAGCGCUUCAGCUCCGUCAUCGUCACCUCAGGGACCCUCUCACCCCUCGACAUGUAUCCGCGCAUGCUCAACUUCAACACGGUCGUCCAAGAAUCCUUCACCAUGACGCUAACCCGCAAAUCCUUCCUCCCCAUGAUCGUGGACCGCGGCAGCGACCAAAACCAAAUCACAUCGCAAUUCGAGCACCGCAACGACGGCCCCGUCAUCCGCAACUUCGGCAACCUCCUCAUCGAAUUCUGCAAACUGACCCCAGACGGCGUCGUCGUCUUCUUCCCAUCGUAUCUCUACAUGGAAUCCAUCAUCUCGCAGUGGCAAGGCAUGGGCGUGCUCGACACAGUCUGGAAAUACAAACUCAUCCUCGUCGAAACGCCCGACGCGCAAGAAACGUCGCUGGCCCUCGAAACCUUCCGCACGGCAUGCAACAACGGGCGCGGGGCGGUCCUGCUGUGCGUGGCCCGCGGCAAAGUCAGCGAAGGCAUCGAUUUCGACCACCACUACGGCCGCACCGUCAUCAACAUGGGCGUCCCCUACCAAUACACCGAGUCCCGCAUCCUCAAGGCGCGCCUCGAGUUCCUCCGCGAAACCUACCGCAUCAAGGAAGCUGACUUCCUCUCCUUCGACGCCAUGCGCCACGCCGCGCAGUGCCUCGGCCGCGUCAUCCGCGGCAAGGACGACUACGGUAUCAUGGUCCUGGCCGAUAAACGCUUCGGCAAGAAAAUCACACAGCUCCCCAAAUGGAUCCAGAUGGCGCUCGAGACGAAAAACACAAAACUCAGCGUCGAUCAGGCCGUGUCGCAUGCCAAGGCGUUUUUGCGCGAGAUGAGCGUGCCCUGGUCUAGGGGCGAGCAGGAGGGGCAUUCGAGUUGGAGCAUGGCGGAUCUGGAGCGGCAUUUGGAGAAGAAGAGGGUGGAAGCUAUUAGUGGGACGGAGCAUCCUGGGAUGAGGGCGGCCGAGGGGAGAGCGGAGCGCCCGAGGGUCGUGGAGGUUGCGAAGGGGGAGGACGAUGAGUUUGGUGGGGCUGGGAUGGAUGAGGUUAUGGCUGGGUUGGACGCGUAGAGGUGUGGUUGUGCCUUCUAUGCUUUUGAUCUUUGUUUCUUUUCUUGCCUUUCUCUU